UAUAAACAGCCCUUGACAAGCACUUGCAAAAAUUGCCGAUGACAGAAGAAGCAGCAAGAACGAAAAUUUUCUGACGACAGGAAAAAACAGAAAAAAUGGAUCUCUCGGCCACUUCCAGGGAGGAUCCAUUUUCUGCGGACAGUCUUUUCUCCCAGCAGGACCUCCCGCUCGUGCCAAAUGAGAACCUCGAGUCAUACUGUCGCUUGUGCCUCACGACGCCCGACGUUGAGCCCGUGUUUCCAAUGGGAAGUGAUCCGAAUAUUUACGCACUGGAAUUGAUCGGAAAAUAUAUUGGCAUCGAUCUGACCAGCCAGGAAGAUAUCCGUUGUGCCAUCUGUCGGCCAUGUCAGCUUAUCCUCGACCAGUUUGAUUUGUUCCGGCAAAAUUGUUUGAAGGUUGAUAUCGCCAUUAGACGGAGACGAUUGGGGCUGGAUAAGGUGGUGAAAAAUGAACCACUGGAUGAUAUGGACGGGGAGGAUGGGGAAGAGCCGGCGUACAUCCGUCUGGCGGAUCGGCACUAUCAGUGCCGAAUAUGUGCGGAAGUGUUUCCAUCGCUGACCGUAUUCAUGAAUCAUUGUAAGGAGCUUCAUCCAGACGAUGCAAAAGUUUUUAAAUGCAAAUAUUGUACCAAAUCGUUUAUGACCAAGACGGCACGAUUGCAGCAUAUCCGGUCUCACCAACCUAACAAUGCGCAGGAAAUGGAUAUGAACAGCGAUCGGAUUCAGGUUUGCGAAAAAUGUAUGGCCACCUUCGAUUCCUACAAAUUGUUGAAAAUACAUCUUAAAGAUCAUACCAACGAUCCUAAGCAGGAUCCUCUUACAUGUACUACUUGUCAGAAACAGUUCAGUAGAAUUACGAUUCUUCGUAAUCAUAUUCUUCGUGUGCAUUUGGGUAAACUUCCACACGUUUGUAAGCAUUGCGGUAUUAGUUUUGGCUACAGCCGACAACUUCUUGUUCAUCUGCAAAGCGAACAUGGAGUUAUAAUAUCAGGUCCUGAACUGAUGAAUCAAUCUGGUCAAUCGUUGAAUGAAGAUGACGAGCAAGAGGAGGAAAAUCAAUUUGUACCUCCUGCACCUGUAGUAGAGCCACCACGAGAAGUAACUCCUCCGCCGCCAUCAACCCUACCUCAGGCCACGUACAGUAGGAAGAAAUCCGACUACAUGUGCAGUGAGUGCACCGCCUAUUGUUCCACCCAGGAAGAGCUAAGAACACACCGCAAGCUUCAUCAGGAUCCGAGCUGGUGGAAGUGCAUCCACUGUCGCAAUUUCGUCAAACACCAGAAGAUGCACCUGAUGAAGAAGCAUCCCUCGAUCGAUGCGGACGAUGUCGAUGCGGCCUUCCAGUUGCGCUACCGUUGCUGGCUUUGUCGAGUCUACUUCAAGUCACUGCAGCAGAUGGAACAGCACGUCACCAGUCGGCAUCAGGUUGUACUACCGAACAGUACUCAUCAGGUAGACCACGAGUUACCGAAGCAACAACAGCUUACGGCAUCGGAAAUGCAGCAGUCAUUGCUACCGGUGAUGGCGGUACCACCAGCUCAAUCGCUUCCUCUAGUACAGCCACCACCAGUACCGGCGGUGGCGGCGGCACCAGCACUACCGACAUUACCAAUGAUGACCGCUCAGCCGCCAAUGCCGAUUGGAGCGGAACAUUUGCCGUUGCUGCUGUCGCAGCUCGAGAAUGGAGCCUGGGAUUAUCUCAGAGAUAUGGCAAGGUUCCUGAACCCGGACAACUUCCCCGCGUUCUCCGUAAAGGUCAAGGAUGAACCUGCGGAACCGAUGGAUACAUCAUCGAUGACGACAACUAGCGACGUCGUCGAUCUGUCGGCUACGAGCGAACACCGAUCGGCAAACAACAGCUCGACCGCCUUGUCCGUAUACGACGUCUCGAUCAAGGACGAUCCGGAUCAGCUGGAUGAUCUGGAAAAUGACUCGGAGGAUGAAACGUACAUUCGUUUAGAGAACCGGUUCUACCAGUGCCGUGUUUGUUCGGAAACAUUCCGCCAUCUGCUGCAGAUUCGCAAGCAUACUAAGGCCCAGCAUCCAUCGGAGUGGAAGAGCUUCAAGUGCGAUCAAUGUAAGCGACGUUUCCCGUCGGCAGCGACCCGUGAUCGUCAUACCCAUUUCCAUACUCUCAAUCAUCCGUUCAAAUGCACUGAUUGUGAUCAGAUGUUCGAUUCGAAGAAACGAAUCGAUCAGCACUUUGCCAUGUUCCACGAUAUAAACUCCAGCAGUUUCACCAUCGAUCGCAUACAGUGCGAACCGUGCAAUUUGUGGUUUGUUGAGAAAAGGUAUUACGAUCUGCAUUCAAGAAUUUUCCAUCAGCGAAAACCGCAACGAUUGAAGAAUCUAACUGACACGAUACAGGUUUGUGAGAGAUGUUUGGCCACUUUCAACUCUCGUGAGCAGUUGGUGGAACAUAUUAAAAAAGUUCACGUCUCCGAUCCUCCUUUGAAAAACCCUGAAUGUCCCCGCUGCUCGAAAGAUCUUAAAACGAUGACCCUGCUCCGAAUCCAUCUGCUAGUCGUCCAUCUGGGCAUGCUACCGUUCGUCUGUCAGCAUUGCAGUGCCGCAUUCGCCACUCGCCAUUGGCUGCUGAAACACAUCGAAAAAGAACACACCGAACAUCCUGUCUUCAAUUGUCCCUCCUGUGAUGAAACAUUCACCGACGAGCAGAAGCGUAACAAACAUGAAACGGAAGCGCAUCCAAAACCCCCAACACCGCCGCCGCCGCCACCACCACCACCACCACCGCCGCCGCCACCCCCUCCAAAACCACCUGCGCAACCACAAGCAAAAGCGAAAGUAGUAAACUCCUUUUCCGGUUCGGUUCCCUGCACAAAGUGCGACAAAAAAUUCGACUCGAAAGAAAAUCUUGAAAAGCAUAUUGUUAAGGCUCAUCCCGCAUUCAUGUUGCUGUACAAAUGUCCACUUUGUGUGAAACCGAUUCGCUACCGCAAACAGCACAUGCGCGUUCAUCACGACGUUGAGUAUGACUCGAAGGAGCAUCAUUAUCAGACCCGGUACAAAUGUCACUGCUGUGCCAAGCUCUUCAAGCAGAAACGCAACCUAACUAACCAUCUUGGUACGAUGCAGUUCCAGUGCGAACAUUGUAUGAUGCGUUUCAAGACAAAGAAACAACUUUCAUCUCAUUCGGCCGUACAUCGGACCAGUCGCACACUCAAGUGCGCCGAUUGUGGUCUGGAGUUUGGUUAUCCGGCAAGGUUACAAGUUCAUCGCGAUCGAUUCCACAGCAGCACCUCAACUGAAGUACUAAGACUGCACUACUGUCCGUAUUGUCCUAAGAUUUUCAUGAGUUUGUCAAAUCGAGAGCGCCAUAUUGGCGUCACCCAUCCACAGAAUGAUUUCCAGGUACGGUGCGGUCAUUGUGAUCUGCAAAAGACCGAUAGCGGAUCGCUACGAAAGCACUACAAAACAGAUCAUCCAAAUGAUCGGGUAACAUUCAAGUGUGCCGAGUGUGAUAAAGUCUAUUUGAACUUGUCCAGCUAUAAGGAUCAUUUGAAGAAGCAUACCGCUACGAAGGCGCUGGAGGAGGGUACCGCCAGUGCAUCAACGACGACGAACGGAGAAGCAAACACUUCCCUAGUGAAGGGAGCGAAGGGUUCGGGCGGAUCUACUGCAACCGUAAACUUGCCGGCGGCUGGAAUAGUUCCAGAGACGGAUAUAAAAGUAGAGAGUACUGUGCUAAUGCCAUCUGAUGUUUCAACAGAAGCAAAGAACGUGGAAGAAUCUGAUAUAAAGAAAGAGGUAAUGAACCAAUCUGAUUUAACGAUCGAUACCAAUGAAAUGAACGUGCUGGCAGAGAAGAAGAACGAUCAAGCAGUGGAGGAGCUGCAGAAAGUGGAUAACUCGAGCGAUCAAAAUAAGAAUGAUGAAGCGCAAAUGUCUGUUGAUAUUAAGCAAAAUCAGAUAAACGAAAUUGAAUCUACGACAUCAACGCCGGAAGUAGCGGUUGACGAUAAAACCACAGUUCAAGUAGCUAGUACAUCGUGUGUUGAGCCACAAGUGGUCGAUUCUGUUGCAGCUACUGCAACAGUGAUUAAUAAAGUAGUUUCUGAAGAAGCAAUUGAUGAAAGCAAAGUAGAACCUGUUGUCGAAACUAUAAAACAAACUACACAGGUAGCUCCUGAAACAGUGACUGAAACUACGGUUAUCGAACCUAUUCAAAACACUGCAACGGAAACAAUGAAGGAUGUAACUGAUACAGUAGCUACAUCCGCAGAGAAACCAAAAUUGGUGGAAUCAAUAGCAAAUUCUGCAGAGGAACCAACGUUGGUAGAAUCCGUUGCAGAUACUGCAACGGAAAAAGUAAAAGAAAUUUCUGAACCAGCAACUUCCCCUUCAGUAGAAGCAGAUGUUAUCGAUUCAGCUGCAACUGCAGCCACAGAAGCAAUUCCAGAAGAGAAAAAGUCCCCUGUCGCAGUCGACGACAAACCGGCAGAGGUUACAACUGACAAAGGUAUAGAAGAAACCGUUCCAGUAGACAAGGGGCCAGCCACAAUCACGAAAGAGGAACCCAUUGCGACAGAUACGAAUGAAAUCAAGGUCGGCGCAGGAAUUCAAUCCAUGGAAACCGAAUCGGACAAGGAAACGAAACCUGACGCGCAAGAAUCAAAGUCGAUAUCCGUGGAGUCAAAUUGUACUGAGAAGACGGUGGUUAAGCAGCCCAAAGAGCAAAACUCAGGCCAUACUGUAGAGGAACCGGCGGAAAAGUCACCCAAGAGUGAUGAGUCGGAGGAGAAAAGAAAAGGUGGCGCAUCCGAGAAAGUCGAACCGGAACCGGUUACGCUCGCUGUCAGAUCGAGAUCGUCGAUGCGAUUGGCCAGAGCAAAAGCCAACUCGGAGCCGCCUGGUGGGGGUUCUGCAGAGAAACCACCAGCCAAGCGGAUGAAGACCGAACCACCGUCGGCAGGCGAAGCUUAGGCUGACUCGUAAGUAUUUAAACAGAAAAGGUGAAAAAUCAUAUGUUAGUAGUUUAUGUCGAAUUUCGUCUUAAAGUUUAAUGAGUGUAUUCGUAAAAUAUCAAUAAAUCGUAGUGUGGUAUC
Messenger RNA from Topomyia yanbarensis, 5065 nucleotides. RefSeq names its product zinc finger protein 423-like. The record is from RefSeq and is a predicted model, not a curated record. Gene Ontology annotation, molecular function: zinc ion binding; RNA polymerase II transcription regulatory region sequence-specific DNA binding; DNA-binding transcription factor activity, RNA polymerase II-specific. NCBI's taxonomy places the organism in Eukaryota, Metazoa, Arthropoda, Insecta, Diptera, Culicidae. The transcript is spliced from 3 exons. Gene Ontology annotation, biological process: regulation of transcription by RNA polymerase II. Bases 96 to 4943 code for a protein of 1615 amino acids. Gene Ontology annotation, cellular component: nucleus.